AUGAUUAAUCUAGAGUGUGAAGUUGCACCUCUCUUGAGAAAGUUCAUGUAUCUUGCCAAUAUUAUGGUGGCAGGAUAUGUGGCUUGUUUCGCUCUAUUCUUUCCUCAACAGGCACAAUCUGAACUCUUCUAUGGGAAUUCACUUACUGAUGAUGGAAGUACCAUUGCAGUAAUGAUUGUUGGAUGUCAUUGGAUGGCCAUUGUCAUCAUUUCAAUGUUGGGAUUGUUCUUUCCAUUACAAUGUUCCAUCGUUUUCGUUCAUCAAUUGAUUUAUAAGAGUUUGUACUUGUUGUUGGUUGCCUUGCCUGCCAUGUGGAUGAAGAGAGAGGUGCCUCAACCCAUGACCACACUCUUUGCUAUUUGGGUGUUGUUGUUGCCUUUGGUCAUUCCAUGGCAUUACUUGUUUCACAGUGAAGAUAAUAUUUCAGCAAAACCUGUUUCAACAAAACAAGAAUAA
This is a messenger RNA of Naegleria gruberi, 456 nucleotides long. RefSeq lists its product as uncharacterized. Lineage: Eukaryota; Heterolobosea; Eutetramitea; Acrasida; Naegleriidae. The coding region runs from base 1 to 456 and encodes 151 amino acids. The record is from RefSeq and is a predicted model, not a curated record. The transcript has a single exon.